Leptinotarsa decemlineata (Colorado potato beetle) is the source of this 1361-nucleotide messenger RNA. It is a transcript of the gene Coprox, whose product is annotated as oxygen-dependent coproporphyrinogen-III oxidase. Gene Ontology annotation, cellular component: cytoplasm. Gene Ontology annotation, molecular function: coproporphyrinogen oxidase activity. The record is from RefSeq and is a predicted model, not a curated record. Lineage: Eukaryota; Metazoa; Arthropoda; Insecta; Coleoptera; Chrysomelidae.
ACCAACAAAGAUACGUCACCAGUGAUAUGACACGAUAAUGCGGCACUACCUGUUACAGAAAAACUACACAAUACAAAUGUUCGCUAAACAGCUGAUUAUAUAGGUCAUAGAAAGAAACCGAUUUAUUUUAACUUUUUAGUGGUUAAUAUUUUGAAUAUUCGUCAGAAUCAUGUAUUUCAGAGUAAUCGUGAAAAACUGUUCUCUUAUUUAUUAUCAAAGACAACGUGAAUUUUGUAAGCUUAGGAAAUAUGGUAUUGCCUUCACGGGAGCCCUUGCCUUUUUCACCUCCAAAGAAAAAAUCAACGCCAAUGAAUUCAUGGCUCUACCUGUAACUUCUAUAGACAAGCUCUCUGCAAAUCCUGAUGACAUGAAAACCAAAAUGGAACUAAUGAUAAUGAGGGUACAGAAAGACUUUUGCAAUGCUCUUGAAGUCGAAGAAAACUGCAACAAAUUCAUUGUUGAUCGAUGGGAGAGAAAAGAAGGUGGUGGUGGAAUUACUUGUGUGCUACAGGAUGGAAAGGUAUUCGAGAAAGCCGGAGUGAAUAUAUCUGUUGUUUCGGGUAGUUUGCCUCCAGGUGCUAUAAGUCAAAUGCGGUCGAGAGGUAAAAAACUAGAAGAGGGGGAUUUACCAUUUUUCGCUGCAGGUAUAAGUGCCGUCAUUCACCCUGUGAACCCUAUGGUUCCAACCAUUCAUUUCAAUUACCGAUACUUUGAAGUUAAGAGUGGUGAAGAAACCCAGUGGUGGUUUGGUGGCGGAACUGAUUUAACUCCUUAUUACCUGAAUACUGCAGAUGCCAUACAUUUCCACCAAACUCUCAAAGAUGCUUGUGAUAAAACCAAUAAGGCUUAUUACCCUAGGUUCAAAAAAUGGUGUGAUGAUUACUUUAAUAUUACUCACCGAGGAGAAAGAAGAGGUGUAGGAGGAAUAUUUUUCGACGAUUUAGAUACACCAAAUCAGGAUGAGUGUUUCAAGUUUGUUACUGACUGUGCCAAUGCCGUGAUUCCAUCAUAUAUUCCCUUAGUACAACGACACAAAUUGUCAAAAUACACGAAUGUAGAAAGAGAGUGGCAACUCAUCAGAAGAGGUCGGUAUGUCGAGUUUAACUUGAUAUAUGACAGAGGAACCAAAUUUGGCUUAUACACGCCUGGAGCAAGAUAUGAAAGUAUUCUGAUGUCUCUACCUUUACAUGCACGUUGGGAAUACAUGCAUACACCUGAAAAAAAUACUCCAGAGCAUGACCUCCUUGAAGUCCUUAGAAAUCCCAAAGAUUGGGUGGAUUGUGAAUAUGAAGAUAAUAAAUAAUGAAAACCUAUUGCUUUUAUUUGUAUUACUGUUUGGAAUAAAAAUCUGUUAUGUUUUA